AAAGGGCGCGGUGCCUGGAGUUCGGCUGCGAUUCGGUGACGGGGAGGCGCGGGCGGUGGAACAGCCAUGGCUCCCUGCAAGAUAUUGAGUGUCGUGUUGGUGGGCGUGGUCAGCCUCGUUGGCGGCGACGGACUCGGGGAAUAUGGCGCACCUUCGCUCCUCCCACUCCCCGAGGAUCAGGUCUUAAUAACCAAAACUUCCUUGCAAAGUUCAGAGUGUCCGUGCACCUACGAUGCAACUUAUUUUGACCUGAAUUGCACAAACUUACAACUCAGAAAAAUUCCCGUUGAAUGCUUCACGAUGUACCCUCAAACAAAGGGAGUACAGUUACUCAAUAAUAAUGUGACAGAAAUCCUGGAAGCCGAUUUCGAAAUUUUGAACGAGACACUUGAGAGAAUAGAUUUGGGGAUGAAUGAUAUACAUUACAUACAUCCACGAGCAUUUUCAAAACUUGUAAACCUUAGACACCUGAUUUUAUUUAACAAUGCCCUUAAGAUUGCCGGAAGAUCUGCUGGUUAACAAUGACCUGUUGUCAGAAUUUUCAGCUUACAACAAUGGCUUACAGGAUCUCCCUUUGUCCUUAUUCAGCCCAAAUGUCAAAGACAAUGACUUGACAGUACUAGUUUAUCCUAAUGAUUUCUACACAGUACCCUGCUCCUUCACAGCCCCCUUCGGAAACGUUCUGCAACAAGACCUUUACAAUUUCACAAGUUUUUGGGCAUCGUCCCAAGAAGAAGCGGCUACCUGCCAGACCUUUGGCCUUUACGCCUAUGUGAGUACUUGUCGACCUUACGGCAGGUCAGGAGUAGACUGUUCGGUCCUUGAUGAGCCUCUGACCUUCAGUAAGGCCGCUAUGGCUGCAAGUUCAGGGCAGACGGAGAUUCAGUUCAGGGCAGAGUUGGCUCCCUUGAUUGGCGAGGCCCCGCAGGCUCUCCAGUGUCUGCCCGAAGGCGUGGACGUGACGGAGACUUACCGCCUGUACUCCCGCCACAGUACGGAACUUGUCAUCGAGACCUUCUUUUUCGAUCUGGUAGAGCUGCCCAGGUACACAUCAGCAGAAACGCAGUCCGUGACUCUCCGAGCUGACACUGUGGUGCUGACAGGGCCACUGAGUCCAAUUACUUUCCCACUCACAAUUAUUGCCCGAAAAAUAGUUCUUGAAAACCCUCUGCUUGUGGCGACCACUCUGUCAGCCCACGCACCUGGAGCUGAUACAAGUUUUUACACGCCCAUGCACACACGAGGGCGGGUUGGCAGCAUGACCGUGGAACAGCUGCAGCAUGGUCUGGUCACGGUCGUCCUGCUCCAAGGUGAUGCUGACCCUCUGGAGGACUGCAAACCGCUCUCGAACUGGACAAGCGAGGCUGAGAGCUGGGUGAAAGCAUCUCAAUUGUGGCUGUCACUCUACUGCGCUAACGCUAUCGUGGAAAGUGAUGAAGCUGCCCACUCAGAGCUCGCUUAUGGCAUCAUAGAUUUCGUGGCCAACAUCACCACAGACUGGCAAGACGCAAGCCUCGUUGGGAUCAACCAGAGGGCUGUGAAAGCCAAGCAGGAACUGGAGAUGAAGCAGCAAAAGCGCUCACCUACACGGAAAGUACCCUACCUGACUGUGCCGGUCUACGCUGAUAUGGUGGGCUACCUGACCGAGAACCUGGAGCUCUACAAGGAUGCCAUGGAUAAGUUGAAGCUCAAGUUAGAAGUGAAUGCCCAGAGGAUGUUCGACACACGAAUCGGCCUCAGCGAGCGGAAGGCGGACCUGGAAGUGAUUCAGUCUAGCGCAGAAUUGGCAGUAGACAAAGCGCAGGCCACCAUGGGUGCGCACGAGAACCAGCUGGAUAACCUGUACCAGCAAACGACCGUGAUGUGGAAUACAGUAACAAUAACUCACAAUUCGGUUGAGGAGAGCAAGGCAGAAGUUGAAGCCGCUGAGGAGAGGGUCAAGAAGGGCUUAGAGGCCUACAAGAGGCGCAGGCGUUUCUUGACUUUCCUCGACUAUGCUUCCUUGGUCACCAUCACCGUGAAAGGGGGCUUAGACGUAUCUAAAAACAUCACAAAUAUAACCGAUUUCGCCAUCGAUACCGUUAUGAAUGUUGGGGACUUCAUAGGCAGCUGGGCAGGCCACGAGAGUGAAAUCGCAGUAUGAUCAUAUCUCUGGGUGAGCUUAUGAACCAAGUGAAUGCCAUCGUGG
This is a messenger RNA of Penaeus vannamei (Pacific white shrimp), 2188 nucleotides long. The record is from RefSeq and is a predicted model, not a curated record. Lineage: Eukaryota; Metazoa; Arthropoda; Malacostraca; Decapoda; Penaeidae.